This is a messenger RNA of Dibothriocephalus latus, 1422 nucleotides long. The record is from the annotation of a GenBank genome assembly. NCBI's taxonomy places the organism in Eukaryota, Metazoa, Platyhelminthes, Cestoda, Diphyllobothriidea, Diphyllobothriidae.
AUGACGUUAUUUAUUUACUGUAAUUUGUCAUACGGGAUCUUUUUCAGCGGACUUUUCAUUCCGAUUACGGAAUCCAGCAACAUCAAGUCCAUCCUCGAAAACUGGCCAAACAAGGAUGAUGUUCGGACCAUUGUCGUGACUGAUGGAGAGCGCAUCCUUGGCUUGGGUGACCUCGGCGCUUACGGAAUGGGCAUCCCCGUAGGAAAGCUGGCUCUCUGUACCGCGUUGGCGGGAAUGCCACCGAAGCACUGUCUCCCUAUUCUCCUUGAUGUUGGCACUAACAACAAGAAACUCUUAGAUGACCCGCUUUAUUUCGGAAUUCGUCAGCAACGUGUAACGGGUGAUGCCUACGAUAAUUUCAUCGCCGAAUUCCUGCGAUCCUGCGCUGCAGUGUACGGCAAACAUGUGCUCAUCCAAUUCGAGGACUUUGCAAAUCAUAACGCUUUCCGCUUUUUAAAGAAGUAUGCUGAGCUCUACAGUACCUUUAAUGAUGACAUUCAGGGCACUGCAUCAGUUAUUCUUGCGGGUUUGCUCACUGCCUGUCGGAAGACAGGACGGAAACUAAAGGAGGAAAAUAUCGUCUGCUUCGGCGCUGGCGAGUCGAUGCUCGGUUUCGCUCACCUCCUGGUAGAAACCCUGAAGAGUCGCAGCGCUCUGACGGAGGAGGAGGCAAAACGCCGUAUCUUCAUGGUGGAUAGUCGUGGCCUUAUUGUGGAGAACCGAUCCACUGGCGGUAUUAGCUCGGAGAAGGCUCCCUUCGCCAGGCCAGCCGGAACACCUGAAAUGACCGACUUGCUGGAGAUUAUAAAAUACGCCAACUGCACUGCCCUCAUUGGCGCCUCUGCGGUUCCCAACUCCUUUACUCCGGAAGUGAUGAAACAGCUGGCAAAACAAUGUGAGACACCGUUGAUUUUUGCCCUGAGUAAUCCCACACACAAGGCCGAGUGCACUGCUCAUGCAGCCUACAAAGCUACUAAUGGUCAGUGCCUGUUUGCGAGCGGAAGUCCUUUCCCACCGGUGAACUUGGAUCCUGAUGAUGCGCCCCGUCACGCCUCAACGUAUCACAAACCGGGCCAGGCCAAUAACGCUUACAUCUUCCCUGGUCUUCUACUGGCAAUCUCUGCCCUGCGUAUCCAGCCAGUCACAGAUGAGGACUUUAUUUCGGCUGCAGAGACAGUCUCAGAGAAUGUGUCGGACGAGGAUCUUUGUCUCGGCUCCCUCUACCCACCUUUGAAGAAGAUUCGCUGCGUCUCCUAUGCACUUGCCCGCCAGGUGGGCCACGUUGCUUUCCGGGAAGGUCGCUGUUGGCUGAAACGCUCUGAGGGAGGUCUGAAAGAGGAAGAAAUAGACGACAUUAUCAAAUCCAUGUCAUCAUACCCUGACCCGAUCCAAACCCCAAGGCACAGGAAUGCUGACUUUUAA